This is a messenger RNA of Closterium sp. NIES-67, 1599 nucleotides long. The record is from the annotation of a GenBank genome assembly. Lineage: Eukaryota; Viridiplantae; Streptophyta; Zygnematophyceae; Desmidiales; Closteriaceae.
CCAAGUCCAUCACCAGCAAGGUUAGGUACUGUACAACUCAAGAGGAGAAUCAGGUCACAAGAGCAGACAGGAGAAGGGAGUGGUCUGCUUUAGCCCAUAACACCGACAGGCUGUCUGUCCCAGCAAGCUAACACAUUGCCCCAGCAUCUACGCCAUUGUGGUAGGUCGUCUGUUUGUGAGACCGACCAGCAGCAUCCUCGCUGAUACAAUACCAGGCAUCAGCUAGAGUUCCAUGUAGUAAUCUAUGCAAUAUCUCAUCCUUGUCUUGGCAACAAGCCUCCUCAAGUCACAGUUGCUGACGAGCUCGCCUUCUCCGAGGUUUUGUUGCGCGACGUUGUCAGAGUACUUACUUCUAACAGGCAUUCUCCACCUCAUAAGCUUAGUGCUUUGCCUUCAGUCCGACAGUUCUAGAAACAUGGACUGUUUGAGACUAUCUGCUCAGGCCAUUUCACAGAGUGCUGGCGUGUCACCUGCCGGGUUUAUUACAGCAAAGGCGACGUCUGAUCGCCGGCCAAGCAGGGGACGGAAAUUCAGGGGCUUCGGUGGUUCUGCAUAUCCGUCAGUACAAUGCCCUAAUCACCACAACGACUCGAAUUUCAACAAAGAUGGAGUCUGCUCAUCGUCCUGGCCGUUGUCGGUUCCGGCCAUGGCUUCUCAACCGAAGGGUAGCAGCAAAUGUCAACGAUUUCCACAUUCGGCUCGGUUUUCUCAAGAUCCGAUCUGUUCAUUUGCUGAUAACGACGACCACGAAGCUUCUCGGCUUGCAUUGGCUCAGCUUGAACGAUCUUUCCUGGCGGAGUCGUCAAUCGGAAUCGUUGAAUGCACCAGCAAAGGAUGCAGACCAGUUCUCAGGCCAUCACCGCCUCCUGGUGCUGAACCGCCUCCGUCCUCCUCCGUCUCGUUUCCGUCAGCAUCCGUCUCAUCGCCGUCAACCUUCCCUUCGAGCUAUCCCCUCGGCUCAAUCGCCACAGACGCGGCGUGCAUGGAGGAACGAGCGGCGACUUACCAUCGGCAUCAGGAACGGCGACAGACUGAACUGCCGGGCCGGCCGAGUUUGCAGACGGAGUUUGCAGAAUUCGUCAACGAGGUCUGGGUGGAGCCGUCAACGGCCGACAAGUAUUACCAGUCGGCGAUGCGACAAUCUCCUUACGACAUCCGGCUACUAACGAGUUACGCUCAGUUUUCGUGGAAGCAGCUUCAUGACAAGGAUCAAGCAGAGGACCUGUACCAGAAAGCGAUUCAGGAGUCUCCGGAUAAUUCGGACGCGCUCGCGAGCUACGCUCUCUUCUUGUGGGAAAGUGAGAGUGAGAGCGAGGGGGAGGUGGAAGCAGUGAAGAACGCAGCAGUAGUCGCUUCUUCAGUCUAGCGCAAUAUGUGUUCAGGAAGCGUUGUGCUGACGUGGCUACUCAGCCUGCUUCGCGUGCUGCCAUGGGUUGUUGUGGAGACCGUACAUUUCUAGGAGCUUCGAUUUGCAGUCCCUUCGGCAUAAGGGGCGUCUUAGUAGGUAGAGCAUGCCUGCUCCCUGUUGCUGAACUUACAGGCAGCGGAUAAUGGUUUGUCUUUUGUCACAGUUUUUAAAUACCGACAUUAACCUCCUGC